This is a messenger RNA of Coffea eugenioides, 2018 nucleotides long. RefSeq names its product probable beta-1,4-xylosyltransferase IRX10L. Gene Ontology annotation, molecular function: glycosyltransferase activity. NCBI's taxonomy places the organism in Eukaryota, Viridiplantae, Streptophyta, Magnoliopsida, Gentianales, Rubiaceae. Gene Ontology annotation, biological process: plant-type secondary cell wall biogenesis; glucuronoxylan biosynthetic process. The record is from RefSeq and is a predicted model, not a curated record. The coding region runs from base 515 to 1771 and encodes 418 amino acids. The transcript is spliced from 4 exons.
UCAGUAGAUCCAUAUCCCCAACAAUAAAUAUAAAAGAAUAUAUAGAAAUACUACUACUCUAUUACUCGUUUGUUUCCAGGAGUGUGUAUUUUAACAGCUGCUUGACAACCAACUCUAGACCAACCAGUACCAUCCCUCCCUUCCUAGUUCCUCCUCCAGGUCUUUCCCUGUUUCUUGAAGCAAAUUUCUCACAAACCCUUUUCUCUAUCAAUUUCAUUUCUCUGAUUUUUGUUUAAAAAAAUAGAAAAAGAAAUUGCAAGAUUUCAUUUUCUCUGUGGUGUGUCAAAUCCCAAUUUGCAAGAAAAGCCUUUCAACAACUACUUUGCCUAAUGACAUUCCAACUAUUUCUUCCUCCUACUUGUUAUUAAGUAAAUUGAUGCCGAGGCCUUUGUCUUUGGUCUUGGGGCACUUAUGCGGUUAAUAAAGGAUUGAUCUUUCUGGGCCAUCCUAGGUUCCUCAGUUUUUUGUACUGAUUGUUUUUGGAGUCGCAGAUUUGAGUUGUGAAGAAAGAAAAAUGAGGAACUGGAGAUGGGGUUUAAUUGGGAUUGUUUUUCUUUCUUUUGUGAUCAGAACUGAAGCUUGGAAGUUUAGCAAGGCUCAACAUGAACACACUGAAAGAAUUUCAGGUAGUGCUGGUGAUGUCUUGGAAGAUGACCCAGUUGGAAGGUUAAAAGUUUUUGUCUAUGAGCUUCCCAGCAAAUACAACAAGAAGAUCCUGCAGAAGGAUCCCCGAUGCCUCACUCAUAUGUUUGCUGCUGAAAUAUAUAUGCAUCGUUUUCUUUUAUCAAGCCCUGUUCGAACCCUCAAUCCUGAGGAAGCUGAUUGGUUUUAUACCCCUGUCUACACAACCUGUGACCUGACUCCUAAUGGCCUCCCCUUACCCUUUAAAUCACCACGUAUGAUGAGGAGUGCAAUACAGCUUAUUUCUUCUAACUGGCCUUACUGGAAUAGAACUGAAGGUGCUGAUCACUUCUUUAUUGUGCCCCAUGAUUUUGGUGCUUGUUUCCACUAUCAAGAAGAAAAAGCCAUUGAAAGAGGGAUUCUCCCGUUGCUUCAGCGUGCUACGUUGGUCCAAACUUUUGGGCAACGAAAUCAUGUUUGCUUAAAGGAUGGUUCAAUCACCAUUCCUCCAUAUGCUCCUCCACAGAAGAUGCAAGCCCACUUGAUCCCUCCUAACACUCCUCGAUCAAUAUUUGUUUACUUCCGAGGGUUGUUCUAUGAUGUGGGAAAUGAUCCAGAAGGUGGCUACUAUGCAAGAGGUGCUCGAGCAUCUGUGUGGGAGAACUUCAAGGACAACCCUCUCUUUGACAUUUCGACCGAGCAUCCAACAACCUACUAUGAGGACAUGCAGCGAGCUAUUUUUUGUUUGUGCCCGUUGGGAUGGGCCCCAUGGAGUCCUAGAUUGGUUGAGGCUGUAAUAUUUGGUUGUAUCCCAGUAAUCAUAGCAGAUGAUAUUGUGUUGCCAUUUGCUGAUGCAAUACCAUGGGAAGAAAUUGGGGUCUUUGUAGCAGAGAAGGACGUCCCAAAGUUGGAUACAAUUCUCACUUCAAUCCCAACAGAAGUGAUACUGAGGAAGCAGAGAUUGCUUGCAAACCCUUCAAUGAAGCAGGCCAUGUUAUUUCCCCAACCGCCUCAAUCGCGUGAUGCUUUCCACCAGAUCUUAAACGGACUUGCUCGGAAGUUGCCACAUGACAGGAGCACUUUCUUGAAACCCGGCGAGAAAAUCUUAAACUGGACAGCAGGCCCUGUGGGUGACCUGAAACCUUGGUAGAUGGUUUGACACUGAUACUGGAAAUUAGUGUGGCAUUUCCUCCAACCUUGUUAGCACCCUUGUAGCUGUACUCACCUGCUGUUGUCAUACUGCAUUGUAGAUUUUGAUCUUGCAAAUGCACGAGAGGUUGCAUUUGUUUUUGAGCAGCACAUGUCGGAAUUUGACAAAUUUGGAUGUUGCAGACCACAAACAACUCCCAAAUUAAUAGGGAAUCAAGUACAGAUGUGUUUAUUCUUGAUUUUUUUUU